Messenger RNA from Colius striatus (speckled mousebird), 4010 nucleotides. It is a transcript of the gene SECISBP2, whose product is annotated as SECIS binding protein 2. The record is from RefSeq and is a predicted model, not a curated record. Gene Ontology annotation, biological process: selenocysteine incorporation. NCBI's taxonomy places the organism in Eukaryota, Metazoa, Chordata, Aves, Coliiformes, Coliidae. Bases 66 to 2672 code for a protein of 868 amino acids. Gene Ontology annotation, molecular function: mRNA 3'-UTR binding; ribonucleoprotein complex binding; selenocysteine insertion sequence binding. Gene Ontology annotation, cellular component: ribonucleoprotein complex. The transcript has 18 exons.
GCGCGGUUGGAGGGCUUCGGCCUGCGCAGAGGGCGGCGGUGAUAGGGUCGCGGCCCUCCUACGCCAUGUCGGCCGAGAGGCGGCCAGGCUCGGGCCGAGGCGGCCAGGGCAUGAAGUUGUCAGCAGAGGUCAAACCAUUUGUUCCCAAACAUAUGGCGGUAACUGUGGCAUGGUCAGAACCCUCAGAAGCAUGUGUCUUUCCUAGGUACUUCACUACAUACUACCCAUUUGUUCAGGAACCACCCUUGGAUAAUGUUGUGGGAGAUCCUGCCUUCCGUGAAUACUCCAGCUGCUCUUACUCACCUGGUGUUUCAAAUGUGUAUCCAGUAGCUGGCUCACAAUACCAUUCUAACAAUUCAACACACUAUAAUGAUUCAGGAGUAGUCAAUGAAGCUGCUGAGCAAAUGUAUCCAAUCAGGCAAGAAAGUAAGAAUCUUUCAAAGCAGAGGAGAUCAAAAGAGGGUGAGAAAAAAUUAGACAAGAAAAAGCAUGGUGGAGAUGACUCUUCUGUCAGAAUUGUGAACAGGACUUCAUUCCAGACCUCCACAGGGAGCAGAGAUUCUGUGAAGCCAGACAGGUUCAAUAAAACUACAAACAAGAAGUCAGCUCAGCUUCCAAAAACAGAGUCUCUUCCUGCACCUUCAUUGGAAGCUACCAUUCUGGAUUUCCAGAAGCCACAGAGUUUUGGAAGCAGCGAGGUGGUGAAUGUACAGCAUAAAAGUGGACCAAUACAUUCUUCAGAAAGUAACAUUAUGUGCCUUAGUCGACCACAGAUGUCUCCCUUGUUAAAUGCAGAGGAAGACACUUCAGUGAAAAGCAAAGCUUCAUCAAAAACUCCAGAUGAAACAGUAGCCAGCUUAAUUCCCUCUUCAGUUGAUGGUAGAGCAUUUCCUGAAAUACCAGUGGAUGGCUCUGCUCAGACACAUGUGUCUUGGGCCAUGGUACUUUCACAGCCCCCAAAGAAAAUUGAGUCAUUACCAGCAUUUGAAGGUCUUUCCAGAGGCAAGGAGAAGCAGGAUAGAGAAGAAAAGCAGUCAGAAACAAAAAAUUAUGUUAGUGAAACUGAGCCUGAAGAAGGGUCAGAAAAGAAGAAGAAAAAGAAGAAAAAGAAGAAAAAAACAAAGUCACACAGUGAUACAGAGAAACCUCAGGAUGAACCUACUACACUACAGGAACCACCAAGGAUUGAGGAUGCAGAGGAGUUUCCUGAUCUGACAGCUGCUUCUGAUAGGAGAAACAGACUAGGGUCUCAGAAGUCAUCGUUUACUCCUGCUGUCAGAAAGCAAUCUGAGAUCUAUCUCCCUGGAGAGCCUUGGGGUAGUCAUUCUCCCACACUCGAUGGAGGACCCAAGGUGGAUGGACUGUCAGGGAAGCAAGCUUCAUCUUCUGGAACAGAAAGAAAGAAAAUUCAGGAAACAUCCAGGAGCAGUGGUAAGAAAAGCCAAGUUCCUGUACAGUUGGAUUUGGGUGGCAUGCUGGCAGUCUUGGAGCAGAAGCAGCAAACAGAGAAGUCAAAACAGUCUUCUAAACCUGUGGUGUUUUCAGUUGGUGGUGCCAUACCAUUGCUUUCUAAAGAACCUGCUGCAGCCACAAAAAGUCACCGGUUAAACCAAGGAAAGAUGCCACAUAACCCUUUGGAUUCCAGCGCUCCUUUGGUAAAGAAAGGGAAACAGAGAGAAGUCCCUAAAGCAAAGAGACCAACCCCUCUUAAAAAGAUUAUUUUGAAAGAAAGAGAACAACGAAAACAGCAACACCUAUUAGAGCAGUUAGCAGUACCAAAAAAUGAAGAUAAUAUUUGUCAGUCUGCAGAAAAUGCUACUGAAGAUAAAACAGUUCUACAGGAUAGUCACGCAGCUCUUCCUGUAACACAAGUUGCUGAAGGGGUUCUGGAGAACACAGGGACCGUGGAAUCUACAGAAGGUUCUAUUAUUUCCAAGCAGAUAAACUCCAAUCUUCCAAAAAUCCACAGCAGGAAUUUUAGAGAUUAUUGCAGCCAGGUGCUUAGCAAAGAAGUUGACAGUUGUGUGACGGAUCUCUUAAAAGAACUGGUUCGUUUCCAAGAUCGCUUGUAUCAGAAGGACCCAGUAAAGGCCAAGAUAAAACGCAGGCUUGUUAUGGGUCUUAGAGAAGUUUUGAAACAUCUGAAACUGAGGAAGCUGAAGUGUGUUAUCAUCUCUCCCAACUGCGAAAAGAUUCAGUCAAAGGGUGGGUUGGAUGAGACUCUGCACAACAUCAUUGACUGUGCCUGUGAACAGAAUAUCCCAUUUGUUUUUGCCCUUAACCGCAAGGCCCUGGGCCACUGCGUCAACAAAGCAGUGCCCGUGAGCGUGGUGGGGAUUUUCAGCUAUGAUGGGGCUCAGGACCAUUUUCACAGAAUGGUCCAGCUGACAACAGAGGCCAGGAAGGCUUACAAAGAUAUGAUAGCAGCUUUAGAGGAAGAAGCUGAAGGAAGGCUGAGAGAAACCCAGCCCAGCAUCUUAAACAUAGAAUGUGAAAAGAACAGCUUAUCAGAAAGUGGCAAAACCUGUUCUAAGGACUCUGAUGAGGAUGUACCAAAUUACAUUAAAAUCUGGAAGAGAAAGCUUGAAGAAGAGUAUAACCCGUAUGCACUGGAACUGGAAAAGAGUGCAGCUGCUGACAUGGUGAUAGCAAAUUCAGAAGAGCAUCAGUAAAUCCAGAUCCAAUUCUUUUGGGCUGUUAACUAUUCCUUGUUUUUUUUUUUUUAGAGCUCUAGGAAGAGGGUAGCAAGAUAAAAUAAUUUAAGAAAUAUCUAAAGUCAGCUAAGUAAACAGCUCUGAUUCCCUUUAAGCAAAAUGCACAGUAGAGCAGGUGAGGCACUGGCUGAUGCUUUUUGAGUCUGUGUAUUUGGCUGAUUACCGCAGCAGAUGACAACAGCAAAUUGUCUUAGCCCUUAGCACUUGAAAUGGCUUGGCAUACUUCAGUGUUUAUGGACUAGCAUUGAUCUGUUAGUGAUGCAAUACACCAAAAGAACAUGAUAGGUGGUUUUAUUUCAGAAGAGAGUCCAUGAGCCACAAGAUUGGGGCCUGAGGGGAAUUACCUCUUAACCUCUUGUCUAAAGAAUUUCAGCUUUUUUUUUUAAUUGUGAGUUUGGGUUUUUUUUUCUUCUAAAUAAACCUGCUCAGGUGGGCAGUGUGGCAUUAAUGUUACUUUCUUGGAGAUAGAUAACAAGAAAUUAGAUUUGGGUGGGGGCAGGCAGCUUGAUUGAAAUCAAAUGAGGAAGGGCACAAUGACAAAGUUCCCAGUUGGGUCCUCAGUGGGAUAUUUUGUCCCUCUGGGAUCAUACAGCAGGCAUAAAGGAGGGAGUAUGGAUUACAAAAGUCUGAAAUUCUAGAAGUGAAAAUGCUGUGAGGUUAGAAAUUUUAUAAAGUUGAUGAAGCAUACAACGAUGAUAUUUCUGCUACUACUGAGACUAGUUUAUUGCAAAUCCUGCUUUGAAGUUAGAGGAUAUUGAAUGACAGCAAGUGUGCCAGCCUGCUGUCCUUAUCUGUACCUUCUUCAGGUUGACAGACUCCUCAUUCCUUCAGUUUGGGAUUGUGUCAGUAGAUUUUAUAUAUAUAUACACACACACACACAUUCAUAUAUAUAUGUGUAGGAGUGUUUGAUCACUCGCCAUUUGUAUCAAAGAUAUGGAAAAUUUCUACCUUAUAUCAAAUGUAUGUCUUAGGACAUAAAAUGUAUAUUGUGUAAGAAAUAAAAUUUUAAAGACAAAAUGAUGGUGGAGCACCUCAGGGAGAAUCUCAUAUAAAAAUAUUGUUAUUUACAAGUGGCAGACCUAAGACACUGAGCCUAAAGAAUGUCCCUGGAGCAGGCACAUGUAACUUCAGUCAGCUGUUCUGAAAGGGGAUAGAGAAGCCAUGUGCUGCUGCCAGCAUCUCUGCAGUGUGUCUGUAAGUGCUUCACCAUGGGGAUCAUUUGUAGUGCAAUACUUUGCAAAGUAGCUGCCUUGUGAAAUAACAUGCAAACUUUAAAUAACUUUGACAUUCAAACAA